Paracoccidioides brasiliensis Pb18 is the source of this 3714-nucleotide messenger RNA. RefSeq lists its product as uncharacterized. The transcript has 6 exons. Gene Ontology annotation, cellular component: plasma membrane; cytoplasm. Gene Ontology annotation, biological process: endosomal transport; endocytosis. The record is from RefSeq and is a predicted model, not a curated record. Gene Ontology annotation, molecular function: protein binding; calcium ion binding. Bases 1 to 3714 code for a protein of 1237 amino acids.
AUGGCGGACGGAGGCCAUCCGAACCUGAACCUGACACCAGAGGAGAAGCGGGUGUUUUAUAAACUAUUUCAAGCGGCGGAUAAGACAAAUCUCGGCGUUAUAACUGGUGAAGUGGCCGUUUCUUUCUUUGAGAGGAGCAAUCUUCCUGCGGAAACGUUGGGUUUGAUAUGGCAAAUUGCUGAUACGCAGAAUCGCGGGCUCCUGACCCCGUCUGGGUUUGGAGUGGUUAUGCGGUUGAUCGGACAUGCGCAAGCUGGCCAAGCACCGACGGAAGAAUUGGCAUUGCAACCUGGUCCAUUGCCGAAGUUUACUGGAUUAAAUGAUGAUAUUAUGGAGCCCAUGCCACAGGCGGCACCAGUCACGGCCAGUCCCCCGCCAGGAACGGCACCUGUUAGAAUCCCACCUUUGGUUCCCGAAGACGUUGCUAAGUUUACUUCGUUGUUUGAGAGGUCAGAUGUUCAGAAUGGGCUUCUCUCAGGUGAAAAUGCGAAACAGAUAUUUGAACGCGCACGAUUGCCAAAUGAAGUUUUGGGGAAAAUAUGGAAUCUGGCGGACACGAAACAACGAGGCGCUUUAGAUGCGACAGAAUUUAUCAUUGCCAUGCAUUUGUUAAGUGCGUAUCGAAAUGGCACGAUGAGGAUCUUACCUCAGUCCCUCCCUCCUGGUUUUUACGAUGCGGCUGCUCGACAUGGUGGCGUGCGGAUCUCAACUGGUUCGCGGUCCUCCACAGAUAUACCCCCCGUACCUGCUAUUCCGAAGCAAUUCAGUGGAUCAGGACUUCCCCAACGAGCACAGAGUCCCCUCAGUCGACCACCCCAGUUCCAGUCAAGUAUCCCCGUGCAGUCUACCGGGAGCGACUGGGCAAUUACGCCCCAGGAAAAAGCUCAUUUUGAUACCGUGUUCACUACUGUUGAUAAAGCAAAUUUGGGUUAUAUCACUGGCGAUCAGGCGGUUGAAUUCUUCACCCAUGCGCAGUUGCCAGAGGAAACCUUGGCCUCCAUAUGGGACUUGGCCGAUAUUGACUCCGAUGGUCAGUUGAGUAAGGAUGAGUUUGCGGUUGCAAUCCCACUCCCCGCUCCCCGGCUAGUCCCACAAAACACAGCGCAACGCUCUGCGGCAGAGGAUUUGUUUGGACUGGAUGUGUUUGGACCCCCGCCUCAAGUGGCCCAGCAAGUGGCCCAGACCACUGGUAGCUCCAAUACUCACCAGUCUCCCUCAUCGCCCACCCAGUCACCACUUGGGACUUCAGCAACAUCAGCAUUCAAACCAUUCAUUCCCUCAUCGAGCUUUGGCCAGAGUCUCACCCCGCAUGCGACGGGCUUAUCGAACGCAUCUACACAACAUCGAUCUCCACCACCGUUGCCAGCGUCGCAUGAUCUAUUGGGCGAUGUCGAUCCUGAAGAGAGCAAGAAGUUGACGCAAGACACCACAGAUUUAGCAAAUCUCUCAAACCAGAUUGGUAGCUUGUCAAAGGAGAUGCAGAACAUGCAGGGGAAACGUGCGGUGGCUGAGCAGGAUUUAAACAAAACUAGCCAGCAGAAGAAAGAUUUUGAAUCCAGACUAGCUCAAGCUAGAGCAAUGUUUGACCAGGAAAUGAAAGAUUUCAAGGCUCUAGAAGAUCGGUUAGCGGCGUCUCGUACAGAAACGAAGAAGUUACAACAGGAUUUUGCCUUGAUUGACGCUAGUCGCCAGGAUCUCCAAAACCAAUAUAACCAAGUGAAUGCUGCACUGGACGCUGACCAACGCGAGAGCGCUAGCCUCAAGGAAAAAAUCCGCCAGGCUAACGCGCAAGUUAAUCAAUUGAAGCCGCAGUUGGAAAAGGUCCGGUCUGCUGCUCGUCAGCAAAAGGGUCUAGUGGCCAUCAACAAGAAGCAGCUUGCAACCGUUGAAGGCGAGCGCGAUCGAAUGCAAGGUGAAAUCGAUAGCACAAUCAGGGAGGUAGAAGCGCUACAGCACCAACAAUCUCAAGCUUCCACUCCCAUUUCCCAACCUACUUCUGUUACAAGCCCUGCACCUUCAACCUCAAGCCAAACGAACCCCUUUUUCAGACGAACGACGGGUUUGUCUGAAAACUUUAUUCCUCCUCCAGUAUCCCCCCAGGAAUCACCAAGAGAUUCCCAGAGCGUAUAUGAGAAUGUUUUUGGCCCAUCGUUUACCCUUCCUACUUCCACGGCCACUCCACCGCCACCAACGUCACUUCGAACUGAAUCCCCCGCCCAAAACACCCUAACAGCGGGGGCCGGGCCUCAAAAGACAUCAGAUACAUCCGGUUUCUUGACCCCGUCUGCCUCUCCCAACUCAUUCGAGCCUCCCCCUCCCUCACAAUCUCAGCAAAUCUCAUCCAGCCAGCUUCCAAUUGAAGGCCACCAAGCCUCAGAGGCUUCUUCUGUCAAACCGUCCCCGCCAGCUAGUCGUUUUGGAACUUCUGUAGUCUCAGAAUCCGAUACACGCUCGUCAACGAAGUCUCCAUUCAAUAUUACAGUGGCAAAACCUGAGGAAGAUCUGGAGAAAGUGUCAAGCGUGUCGGACGGAGGCAGCAGCCAGGCUCGACAUCAGCAUGAAGCUUCUCCUGUUCCUGGCUCCUUCCCUGCAGACUUAGCGCCAUCUGGAUCUGUUAAGAAGGAUGUCAGCUUUGACGAACUAUUUGGUGGUGUUGCCCAUGCUCGAUCCCCUUCUCAAAAAGCCAAUGACUUUGAGGAGGCCUUUGCGGCUAUGAAAAUGAAAAGCGGGAGCAGCGGUUCUGGAAUCCCAGAAUCCAGUGGCUCUAAGUCGAAGGAGGAAUCGAAAGAGUUCCCUCCAAUUCAAGAGCUGGAUGACGAUGAUGAGAGUACAGAUAGUGAAGCGGCCAGGGGUUUCGAUGAUGAUUUCUCACCUGCUUCACCGCCACGUCCAAGUGAGACAACUUCCCGGGACAUCGUUGCCCCUAAGCCAUUCUCCCCAGCCUCCGAAAGUUCAUUCCUGUCCAAAACGAACGGCCAGGACACCUCGAAGGAAGCCUCAUCCGCUGCGCGGCGCGAAUCUAACGGCAUGUCAUCAGUUGAGGUAAACAGCACAAGAACCUCUCAGCCAGCUGAACCAAGCAAGAAUAAAUCAGCAGCUACUGAUUUCGAGGCGGCUUUCGCGGGUUUAGACCUCGCACCAGCAAGAGAAGCAGACGACGAUGAAGACGAUUUUGAAUCACCAUUCAACAAAGACACAUCGAAUUUUGACAUGACAUUUGACUCACCCGUUGCACCGUCGAAAUCAAGCACAAUUGCCAAUGCCACAUUCACUUCCAGCACAGGAUCAGGCAUCAACAUUGUAGACCCUGAUUUCUUCAGCUUCGACAACCAACAACAGCAAAACCAAAAAUCAUCCUCCCCUUCUCCCUUCUCACAGAAAUUGGGCCCCUCAACAGCUCAAGCACCCUCUUCAGGAAACAGUACACAAGACUGGGACGCCCUUUUCUCCGUCCUCGACCGCUCAAAACUGCCCCCCUACGACUCCAAUAGCAACAAUAAGGGCGCGUCUUCGACACAGCAAUCGGAUGCCGCAGCAAUAUCCUCUUUUCCCCAGCCACCAGGAAAGGACGUCAAGCCACCCGGCUGGGCACUUGGUGCCGAUUCGGGCGAGGACGAUUUGAUUCUACAGCGGUUGACGGGGAUGGGGUACCCGCGGGACGAAUCAUUGGCGGCUCUGGAGAAAUUUGACUAUAAUCUUGAGCAGGUGGGUUGA